Molecule: messenger RNA, 1053 nt
Organism: Mollisia scopiformis
Lineage: Eukaryota; Fungi; Ascomycota; Leotiomycetes; Helotiales; Mollisiaceae
Product: GroES-like protein
Exons: 1
Coding region: 1-1053 (350 amino acids)
Molecular function (GO): oxidoreductase activity, acting on NAD(P)H
Source: RefSeq, a predicted model, not a curated record
AUGCCACCAACCAACAAAGCAGCCUGGCUCCUAACCUACGAAAACCCAUCCCUCGUCGUCAAAGAAGCACCCUACACCUUCCCCUCUACCAACCAAAUCGUCGUCCGCGCCCACGCCGUAUCCAUCAACCCCGUCGACGCCGCCAUCCCCUUCCGCGGCGCCGUCGUCUUCCCCUGGCUCAAACUCCCCUUCAUCCUAGGCUCCGACAUCUCGGGCGAAAUCGUCGAGCUCGGCCCCGGCGUCGAGAACUUGAAGGUCGGCGACCGCGUCGUCGGCCAAUGUUUGGCGUGGCAGCAUAACAAUCCCGUCGAGGGCGCGUAUCAGGAAUAUGUGGUGAUGCAGCAGAAUAUGGUGUGUAAGAUUCCGGAUGAGAUUCCGUACGAGGAGGCCGCUGUUCUGCCGCUUUGUUUGGCGACUGCGGCGUGUGGACUGUUUGAGAAGAGGUUUUUGGGGUUGGAAUUCCCUUCUUUUGAGCCGAGGGAGCAGGGGAAGACGGUCAUGAUUUGGGGUGGGAGUACGAGCGUGGGAUGCAAUGCGGUGCAACUUGCUGUGGCGGCGGGGUAUGAAGUGUUUUCUACUGCUUCGCCGAAGAAUUUUGAGAUGGUUAAGAAGUUGGGGGCGAAGAUGGUCUUUGAUCAUAAUAGUGCUACGGCUGUGGAAGAGAUUGUUGCAGCCUUGAAGGGCAAGACGAUAGCGGGCGCUUAUGCCAUUGGUGCCCCGACAUCUGAUCGCAAUGGGUUCUCGGCCGGAGAAGCAUGCUUGGAGAUUGUGAAGAGGAGUGAGGGAAGGAAGUUUGCCGCGAUGGCUAUGCAUGGUCCUGCUGAGUUGGCUCCCGAGGGCGUGGAGGCUAAGUUUGUGACUGGAGAACAGUUCAAGACUAACGAGGUGGGGAAAAUGAUCUAUGGGGAGUAUUUGCCAAGAGCACUGAAGGAGAGGAAGUUUCUUUGUAUGCCUGAGGCGGUGGUUGUCGGGAAUGGGUUGGAGAAGAUCCAGGAGGCAUUCGAGGUUCAGAAGAAGGGCGUUUCAGCUAAGAAGAUUGUCGUUACGUUGUGA